Molecule: messenger RNA, 2511 nt
Organism: Branchiostoma floridae (Florida lancelet)
Lineage: Eukaryota; Metazoa; Chordata; Leptocardii; Amphioxiformes; Branchiostomatidae
Product: dnaJ homolog subfamily C member 21-like
Exons: 1
Coding region: 111-1763 (550 amino acids)
Cellular component (GO): cytoplasm
Molecular function (GO): nucleic acid binding; zinc ion binding
Source: RefSeq, a predicted model, not a curated record
GAAACAGGUGACCUACGUUACGCACGUGUUGCGCAAUUUUGUGCCCAGACGAUUGAUAUUGAGGAACAGUAAAUUUCUGACCAUCGGGUAAAGUAAAAGACAGUUCCACGAUGCCGAGGUGCCACUACGAGGUUCUCGGCGUCCAGAGGAACGCCACAGACGACGAUCUGAAGAAGUCCUACCGAAAACUUGCCCUCCGAUGGCAUCCAGACAAGAACCCGGACAAUGUGGAGGAGGCCACCGAGACUUUCCGCGAGAUCCAGCAGGCCUAUGAUGUCCUGAGCGACCCUCAGGAGAGAGCCUGGUAUGAUAAACACAGGGAGGCUAUCCUUAGGGGAGGGCUAGGCGAGGAUUACAAAGAUGACAGUGAGGACUUGAUGCAGUACUUCAGCAGUGCCGUGUUCUCUGGCUAUGGUGAUGAUCACAAGGGCUUCUAUGCAGUGUACGGAGACGUCUUCAAGAAGAUUGCCGAAGAAGACGCUCGUUUUGUGGAGCCAGAUGAAGAUGAGGAAAAGGCGCCAGACUUCGGCACCUCAGACUCUGUGUAUGAGGAGUCUGUAAGACCAUUCUACGCUUAUUGGCAGAGUUACUGCACUAAGAAGUCAUUUGUGUGGUUAGAGAAGUAUGACACGAGAGAGGCGCCAAACCGAAGGGUGGCUCGGCUGAUGGAGAAGGAAAACAAGAAGUUUCGAGACAAGGGGAAGAAGGAGUACAACGAAACGGUCCGACAACUGGUAGCGUUUGUGAAAAAGAGAGACAAGAGGGUCCAGGUGCAUAAGAAGCGGGUGGAGGAGAAGUUAGCAGAGCAGGCCAGGCUGGCAGCUGAGAGGCAGGAACGUUUGAAAAGGGAACAGGCCAAGGAAGUGGAGGGGUACAAAGAACAGGAGUGGAUGUGCGCGUCGGGUCUACAGGACGAACUGGCUGAUCUGGAGGCUCGCGUGGCGCAGGAGUUCGGAGACAGCGACCAGAGCUGGGAAGAUGAAGAGGAGGAGGAUGGGGAUUGCAGUGGGGAGGGGGAGGAGGAGGAGGAGCAAGAGGAGGAGAUGUACGAUGAUCUCUACUGUGUGGCUUGUAACAAGGCUUUCAAGACAGACAAAGCACUAGCCAAUCACGAACAGUCCAAGAAGCACAGAGAGAAAGUUGCCAUACUCAAGCAACAGAUGGAAGAAGAGGAGGAGGAGGUAACCAUGGCAACAGAGGAGGCAGAGGCAUCCACUGACACGCCUGAUGUAGAUGUCAAUGCAGAAUCAGAAGAAGAUGAAUUGCAGGCAGCGUGCGAAGAGAACACUCCGAAACCCAAACUUUCAAAAAAGCAGAAGAAAAGGAGACGGCAACAACAGAGAGAAAACCAGACUUUUGAAGAAGAUUCAAUCGACCAGUUGGAGGUAGAGUUAGAAAAUGUGCACGUCACCACAGACAAGGAUAGUGAAGGUAAUGUACCUGAGGGUGUUGAACCAGUGGAUUCACAGGAAAAAGACAACAACCAAAAGGCAAAGAAACUGACAGGGAGGAAAGCCAAGGAGGCCAGGAAAGCUGCUAAAGGAGCGAAAGGAACGUCACAAAGGAACGUUGCCAAGGACGUGCCCCAGCCUGCGACCGUUUGUAAUGUGUGCAUGUUUGAGUUUGCAACCCGUAACAAACUGUUUGACCAUAUCAAGUCCACAGGACACGCCUUACACCUCUCCUCCCAGCAGCAGCCCAGGGGGGAUGGGGGAGGGGACCAGGGGGGGAAGAAGGGGAAAAGGAAAGGAAAGAGGCAGUAACUAGUCUAGUUCUAUUAGUUGGCAGUAAGUUGUAAUGCAAUAAGCUAAGGCAUGGUUUCAACUGCGCAUGUGCAAUGCAGUGGGUUGUGGGUAAUAUGUCUAGGUUGAAGGCCUUUUGCCAUUCCCUGUGUAUUGCCAGGGGCCUUCAAUUUGAUAUUAUAUCUGUAUUUGUAUUUAUAGAACUGGUAUAACAGCCCUUCUGCGUAACACACUAGCUUUGCAGGAAUGCGGUGCAGCAGCAGCAGGUUCUAUAACACUGAACCACACCCUAUAUCCAGCGAAGAUGCCCCUUUUCUGUGCUUGGUGAUAACAACACAUAUACCAUUACCCACGAUGAAUCACAUUGCAUGUAUCAUUGUAUGCACUUCAAAGUUCAAACCAUGAAGUAGCUUAUUUUACAAGCAUUUUAGAUAUAGAAAUUAUGAAUAUGACAUUAGAGAAAACAGUUUCAAUUUUAUUUUGUGGAAGUAAGCAAUUUUGUUGAUGUCUGCCUAUGUUACACAUUGCGGUGGAACGUGUUAAGGGAAAAAAUAUGCUCUGUUGUUUGAGAUGCCUUCAUCAAGAAAACCAUUUAAGUAGGGUUGUGCUGAAAAUUUGUUUGUCAAUGUUUGUAUGAACCCUAACGUUAUAUUUGUUAGAUUUGAUUAUCAUGCAAAUAUGUCCGUUGUGAAAUGUGUUACUCCACAAGAUCAUUUCAUUGCUGAAAAGAAGUAAGAAAUCAUAAAUGAAUAAAGCACUUUGCUAUGAA